CAGUUCUCAAAAUUUCUAACCUUUCUUUAUUGCAGGAGUCAAAGUUCAAAGAAACUGGAGUAAUCACACCUGAAGAAUUUGUCGCAGCUGGAGAUCACUUAGUUCACCACUGUCCUACUUGGCAAUGGGCUUCAGGAGAAGAACUAAAAGUCAAGGCUUAUCUGCCAACAGACAAACAGUUUUUGGUAACUAAAAAUGUGCCGUGUUACAAAAGGUGUAAGCAGAUGGAGUACUCGGAUGAGCAGGAAGCAAUUAUAGAAGAAGAUGAUGGUGAUGGUGGAUGGGUAGACACUUUUCACAAUGCAGGUAUAGUGGGUGCAACAGAAGCAGUUAAGGAGAUCACACUAGACAGUAAGGAAAAUAUAAAAAUACCAGAUCGUUCAGCAUCUUGUGAAGAUGAUGAUGAGGAAGAUGAAGGAGAAGCUGCAGACAUGGAAGAGUAUGAAGAGAGUGGGCUAUUGGAGACAGACGAUGCAACGCUUGACACAAGACAGAUUGUAGAAACUAACAAGGCCAAAGUUGAUGUUGGAGGGGAAGAUGCUAUUCUACAGACUAGAACUUACGACCUGUACAUCACUUACGACAAAUACUACCAAACUCCAAGACUCUGGUUAUUUGGAUAUGAUGAGCAGCGGCAGCCUUUAACAGUAGAGCAUAUGUAUGAAGAUAUUAGUCAAGAUCAUGUCAAGAAAACGGUAACCAUUGAAAACCAUCCACAUCUUCCUCCGCCUCCCAUGUGCUCAGUUCAUCCAUGCAGGCAUGCAGAAGUCAUGAAGAAAAUAAUUGAGACUGUUGCAGAAGGUGGAGGAGAACUCGGAGUUCACAUGUACCUUCUUAUUUUCUUGAAAUUUGUACAGGCGGUCAUUCCAACAAUAGAAUAUGACUACACAAGGCACUUUACGAUGUAACUAAAAUAAGAAAUAUCUCCUCUAAUUAUCAAAUCCUUUUUUAAAUAACCCAUCCAUGUGACUUAUACAACAUUAUACAUAAUUUCUGUAACUAACCUUUUAUCAAGUUGAUGCAUUAAAAUAAAAUGUUCCAUUACCA
Messenger RNA from Nestor notabilis (Kea), 1047 nucleotides. RefSeq names its product autophagy related 3 (gene ATG3). Lineage: Eukaryota; Metazoa; Chordata; Aves; Psittaciformes; Psittacidae. The record is from RefSeq and is a predicted model, not a curated record. The annotation marks the transcript as partial. Gene Ontology annotation, cellular component: cytosol; cytoplasmic ubiquitin ligase complex. Gene Ontology annotation, molecular function: Atg8-family ligase activity. The transcript is spliced from 11 exons. Gene Ontology annotation, biological process: autophagosome assembly; nucleophagy; autophagy of mitochondrion.